Messenger RNA from Aspergillus nomiae NRRL 13137, 630 nucleotides. RefSeq names its product nucleoside deaminase. Gene Ontology annotation, molecular function: guanosine deaminase activity. Gene Ontology annotation, biological process: purine nucleoside catabolic process. Lineage: Eukaryota; Fungi; Ascomycota; Eurotiomycetes; Eurotiales; Aspergillaceae. The record is from RefSeq and is a predicted model, not a curated record. The coding region runs from base 1 to 630 and encodes 209 amino acids. The transcript is spliced from 3 exons.
AUGUCUCCCCUGACCGACGAACAACUAUCCGCAGCCGCCAGCGCAUGUCUGGAGCUGCAGAGAACCGCCCAAGACAUCCACUCGAAACGGCCGUUUGUCGCGUUGCUUCUGGCACCGGACAACACCACCGUUCUGAUGUCCUCCCUGUCGCUAUCGCACGUCAGGCACGCCGAGACUGAACUCGCCCGCAACGCGGCCGAUAAUUAUGCGCGCGACUAUCUCGCCAAAACAACUCUCGUCUCCACCUGGGAGCCUUGCGCCAUGUGCGCCGGCACGAUUUACUGGGCGAACAUUGGACGGCUGGUGUACCUGGCGUCGGAGAAAACACUCCGACAGCUCACCGGAGAAGGGAACGCUGAGAACCUCACCCUGGAUUUGCCAUGUCGAACCAUAUUUGCCAGUGGCCAGACGGAAGUGGAAGUUAUUGGGCCUGUGAGUGGGUGGGAAGCCAAGGUGGCGGAGGAUAGUCAAAGCAUCCUACAUGAAGCUGGAUACGAGGAGGAAUUUUGCCCUGAAUCAUUGGAUGCUACUCCUGCUUUCAAGCGUGUAGACUUUCUUGAUCAGAAGACUGUUGCAUAUCUGCAAAGCGUCAAGGGAGUUUCUGUUGAAUACACACAGGAGGAAAAUUAA